AAGCAUGUUACAUCCAAAGUAGGUAAAGCCUUUUAAUCAACACAAGUAAUCAUUUACCAAGGCCAUCAUUUCCAGUAACUUUUCACACGCCGAUGAUAAAUUAUAUCACAACAGAGGGUUGAAUUUCUUACGGGGCAUCUUCAAAAGGGUUUCUUCCCCUUACCCUGUGAGGAAAUAGCCUCCAGAUGUGUGUUUUCGUUUCUUCCAGAAGGGGUGGAGCAACAGCUCUGCCAUGUGUUUAAAUAAUCUUUGACCAGAGCACAGAGCAGCACAGGAAUUGAGCAAAAGAACAGCCAUGGGCUUGAUACUGCCUGUUUUGCUCGCUCUUUUUCUUUCAGUGUUAGGUGGCCUGUACCUCCUGGGAGCUUUCCGCCGGCACCGUAAAGGAGAGCCUCCACUUGAUAAAGGUCCACUGCCAUGGCUGGGUCACGUUCUCGAGUUCAGGAAAGAUACAGCAAAGUUUUUGGAGAGAAUGAAGGAGAAGCAUGGAGAUAUUUUCACCGUGCUGCUGGGAGGUUUUUACUUCACAUUCAUUAUGGAUCCUUUGUCCCUUGGCUCAGUGGUGAAGGAGGCAAGGGCAAAACUGGACUUCAGUAAAUUCGCCCAGCAUCUUGUUCGAAGAGUUUUUGGAUACAGUGGACUGGAAGGCGAUCAUAAGUACAUGCAAAUGUACAGCAACAAGCACCUGAUGGGUGAUGGUCUAGCUGUGAUGACCCAAGCCAUGAUGGCCAACCUCCAGAAUCUAAUGCUGCACAGUGCUGGAGACAAUCAAUGUGACUGGCAUGAAGACGGACUUUUCAAGUACAGCUACAACAUUGUUUUCAGAGCAGGCUAUCUGGCAUUGUUUGGCAAUGAGACUGUUGACACAUCAGGUAGCCAAGAGAAAGCCAAAGAGGAGGAUCGUCACAAAUCAGAAAAACUCUUCUAUGAAUUCCGAAAGUAUGACCAACUGUUCCCCGAUCUGGCAUACGGUGUCCUGGGACCCAGCCAGAAAAGAGAAGUAGAGCGUCUGAAGAAACACUUCUGGAAUACACUGUCAGUGCAAAAAAUGCUGAACAGAGACAACAUCAGUGGCUGGGUUUUUGACCAACAGCAAGUGAGAGCUGAGCGUGGAAUGGAAGAGUUCAUGCAGGACCGCUUCAUGUUCCUCCUGCUCUGGGCAUCGCAAGGCAACACGGGACCCUCUGCCUUCUGGCUGCUCAUGUUCCUAAUGAAGCAUCCUGAAGCCAUGAAAGCCGUAAGAGCUGAGGUGGAAGAGGUGCUUCAAGAGACUGGGCAGGAGGUCAAGCGUGGAGGACCCCUGGUGGACCUGACAAGGGACAUGCUGAUGAAGACACCGGUCCUGGACAGCGCUGUGGAGGAGACCUUACGCCUCACAGCAGCUCCCGUCCUCACUCGUGCUGUGCUGCAAGACAUGGACAUCAGGAUGGCAGAUGGCCGUGAGUAUAAUGUUCGAGAGGGAGACAGGGUGGCGCUUUUCCCCUAUUCUGCAGUGCACAUGGAUGAAGAAGUUCACCCUGAGCCAAAUAUGUUUAAAUAUAACCGCUUCCUUACAGCAGAUGGGAAGAGAAAAACAGAUUUUUACAAAAAUGGGAAAAAAGUGAAAUAUUACACCAUGCCCUGGGGAGCAGGUGUGACCAUGUGUCCCGGCCGUUUCUUUGCCACCAAUGAGCUGAAGCAGUUUGUGUUCCUGAUGCUCUCCUACUUUGAGUUUGAGUUGAAGAAUCCUGACGAGAAGACCCCAGAUAUUGAUGUACGACGUUGGGGAUUUGGGUCAAUGCAGCCCAAACAAGAUAUUACAUUCAGAUACAGGCUCAAGUUCUGAACCCACAUUGCAAAACAGCAUUGUUUUGCUGUGAUUAGCAUUGAUAAUAAUUGUUAAUGACUGGAAAUCACACUGUAACUCCUUUUACUAUGAUACACCCACUGAUGUAAUAUACUAUGGCUUCCAGGGUAUAAUCUUGUUGUCUGUAUAGAUUUUUUUAACGCGCUUAACUCACAAGCUAUUUACAGAUAUCAGAUUACAGAUAUAUUUACUGUUCGCAAAGUUAUCCUGUAUUUUUACUUACUAUUACUUUACUGUAAACUAUUUUAGUGAUAUGCCUCUCUGACUGCAAAGCAUGCAGGUAGAUUUGACAGAAAACUGCAUGCAACACAUAUGCACAUUGAUAUUACACCGUUAUACCACUGUAAAGAAUGCCAAAGCGAUGCAAUUAAUGAUUUUGCAACUUUGUUUUCCCUUUUCAACUUACUAUGUAAGCAAUUCAUGUGGAGAAUAAAAGCUUGUGGUUGAUUAAUGUACAAUGUGUACUAUUAUAUUAAUUCUUAAAUGUUCAAAUCAUAAAAUCCAUUCCCUUUAACCUCUUUCUGCUAUUGGGUGGGUGAGAUUGUGUUUUAACUAUUCCCUAAAAUGCAUUAUGCUUCAUGCUCUGUCAAGAAUGUUGAUAUACGCUUUAUGUCAAGUGCUGAACCUGUGUGUGCCUCAUACUGUAGACAUGCAUACAUCGUAAUUGUUCUAGUCAUUGCCCUUUUUUCAAAUUUGGCUCAAGCCAGAUUCAACAAUUUUAGAUCAGAGGCAAAGUCACCAAACAGGAAGGGAAGUAAUAUCUCGACAAGGUUGCAUUCCCUGAUUAACAUUUUGGUGCACUGGGCACAUUAUACUGUUAAGCAGGUCAAGUUGACCUCCCAGGUGCAAUGGCAAAUGUAAUUUGUAAAGCUGAUUUACAAAAAACACAAGCUGUGUGUUUUGUAGGACCUUCAUAUCACAUUUUAUACUGAACUGCUCUACAUAGCCAGUAUAAUGAUAAUAAUAGUCUCAGAUGUCUUCUAUACUGGCCAACCUCCUCACCACCUGGAAAAACAAAUGUUCUGCGACAAACAUUGCACUGCCUUUUGUCCCCAUACAACUAUGAUUUCAUUACAUGUUCAAUUCUGUACAGAUGCAGACUUGGCAUGCAAGAUCAAAUUGACGUUGUAGUUGUAGAAAUGAGUCUCCUCACAGCUUCCAAAGACACUUGUCCUCGGUUAAAAGAUUACAAUAGUUCGAUUUAACUCACUUCUUUUUGUUAGCUCUUCCCAAAGAAGGCUUGGGAUACAACUGUUUUCACAUCACUGGUAUGCUCGCCAUAGCAACGUCUAGAUUGAGCGCUUUAUUAUUUUUCUGUAGCCUGUUGUUUGCAGCUUUAGUCAAAUUUGCUGCACUGCCCUACAAAGGCAAAGUGCAGUAACUACAUACAUGUAUUUAGUCAAAUUUGAGUUUAGACUGAAAAUGGUCUUCAUUACUAGUCUAGAAAUAAAGGGUUUGCAAAACGGUGUAUCUCCAUUUUUUGACGUUUUCAUUUUAUUAUUGGAAAUGACUGUUCAGAGGGCCUAUCACCUAUGUGUGAAUUCUUACCAUUCAAAUACUUUAACAGCAUACUUUUUUAACCUACACAAAAUGCAUUUUGCAAUGCAAUUCAAUGGAAUACCCAAUACAAAAAUGUAAAUUUCCCAUCAUUCUACAAAAUGGAGAUACACCGUUUUGCAAAUAAACCCUUCAAAUCUAGACGCCCCUAGCGGCCGAUCCAAAUGUGUCCAGUUUUAGAGAUGUCACUAUGUCAUGUUUGCAGUGACUACAAUAUCCAACCUAAUACCAAGGCUUUGAAGGCAGUUUUCUUAGUUUCAGUGUUUUCAAUGUUAUUGCCUUUGUAGGGCAGUAUAGGCCUACAAGGGGACAGUGUUAAAAGAGAGAGGCAUUCAGAGUGUAUGAAUAAGUUAGAUCAAAUAAAACCUGACACAGAGACGUGCAUAGCACAUACUACGUGGCUCAGUCACUAUAAAGCCUUGAGGAGAUUGAUCCUACGACAGCUGUUGUUGCCUUUUGCUCAUUUAUUUAUUGGCAAGUAUAUUUUCUUUCAAACUGGGAGAACUGAUGAGCUAGACCAGAAACGUUUGUCCCCUGUCUGUCGGUUUUAUUUACUUUUUUCGGCUUUGUUUAAUACAGUUUUUGAUUCUGCAUUCAGCUCCAGUGUGCGA
Molecule: messenger RNA, 4014 nt
Organism: Engraulis encrasicolus (European anchovy)
Lineage: Eukaryota; Metazoa; Chordata; Actinopteri; Clupeiformes; Engraulidae
Product: 5-beta-cholestane-3-alpha,7-alpha-diol 12-alpha-hydroxylase-like
Exons: 1
Coding region: 296-1825 (509 amino acids)
Molecular function (GO): sterol 12-alpha-hydroxylase activity; heme binding; iron ion binding
Source: RefSeq, a predicted model, not a curated record